AUUUUUUUUAUUAAAACGAAAAUGGAAAUGGAUAAAGAACCAUAUGAUUUUAUUUUUAAAAUAAUAAUAAUUGGAAAUGGAAGUUGUGGAAAAACAAGCAUAUUAUAUCAUUAUUUGAAUGGGAAAUGUAUAAAAUAUAAUUUAAAUAUUUAGAGCCCAAGAAUGUAGCUUAGACUGUGGGUGUUGAGUUUUCAUCAAAGAUGAUAUCUAUAAAAGGGAAAUCAAUAAAAUUGCAAUUAUGGGAUACUGCAGGUUAAGAAAGAUAUAGAUCUAUUGCAAGAACAUAUUAUAGAGGUGCAUUAGGGGCUAUAUGUCUUUUCGAUUUGACAAAUACAGAAUCUUUUUAGAAUAUGCCUUAAUGGAUAAAAGAUGCAAGAGAUUUUGCAAGGCCUGAUAUAUGUAUAAUAGCAUGUGGAAAUAAGAUAGAUUUGAUCGUAUUAAAUAUAUUUUAAAAAAGGAAUAAAGAAAAAUUACAGAGAGUUAGGUUUAAAAAUUAGUAAAGGAUUAUACAAUAGAUUCUUAUUUUUAAACAAGUGCUGUAACAGGAGAGUAAAUAGAGAACAUGUUUUAGACUUUAUCAGAGAAAUUAGUUUAAAAGAUUGAUAAUGGAUAGAUAGAAAAAACUGAUUUAAAACCAAUUUUAUUGGCAACACAUUCUUCAAAGGAAGAGGCGAAAGAAUAAACUUGUUCUUGUUGAUUUA
Molecule: messenger RNA, 701 nt
Organism: Paramecium sonneborni
Lineage: Eukaryota; Ciliophora; Oligohymenophorea; Peniculida; Parameciidae
Source: the annotation of a GenBank genome assembly